Messenger RNA from Vitis riparia (riverbank grape), 2311 nucleotides. RefSeq names its product F-box/LRR-repeat protein At1g67190-like. The transcript is spliced from 2 exons. The record is from RefSeq and is a predicted model, not a curated record. Lineage: Eukaryota; Viridiplantae; Streptophyta; Magnoliopsida; Vitales; Vitaceae. The coding region runs from base 769 to 2046 and encodes 425 amino acids. Gene Ontology annotation, molecular function: protein binding.
UUGGGUUAAGUCUAAAACCAUGAUACUAUUUUAUGAAAAUUACAAAACCCUAGCCGUAACCUUUUCUUUUCAACACUAAACCUGAGCACAGUGGAGUAGUGGCACCAUCACGGUUAAGAGGGUUGCGAGUGAUGGACUGGUGACGUGGGUAUUCUCACGUGCGAACACUUCCCACACGAGUACUAGACCAGAGGAAGAGACAGUUGACCAUUUCCUCAUAUUUUCCCUCGCUCCUCCCAUCGGAAUUUUGAUAUUUCCAAUUCUAUCCCAUCUUCCGAUUCCUCCAUACCCAAUUGUGGUGGUUCUAGUCUGAGGGGUCUCUGAUUUCAUUCUCCUAUCCUCCUGGAAUUAGAUUUGUAGAACCGUUUUGGUCGAUUGAUGCAAAGUUCUUAACUUUGUAGGUUGUUGCUUGAAAUCUCUUUUCUGGACCCCGCUGCCAGAUUUCAUUUUUCUUUGCCUUUGAAGACUUGGAACCAUCUGGGUAUGCUUAUGAAUUUGAUUUCUUAAAUCCCAAAUCUCAUAAGGGACCCAAAAUAUUGAUCUGGGUUUUUCUCUGAAUCUUUGAUUAAGUCAUGGUAUCUUGACUUUUUUUGGGAAGAUUUGCUGGUGUGGUGGUUUGUGGCCUGUGAUCAAUUCUUCUUUUUGUCAUCUACACUGAGAAACCCGGGUGGUGGAUUUAAUAUCUCGAUGAGAUCUGUAAGUGGGUAUGGAUUAUUUUAUCUCGUCUUUUGCAAGUUCAAAGGCUUUGGUUGAAGGUAGUUUCUCUCAAUGUUUUUGGUUAUGGAGAAUCUUCCUGUUGAAGUGAUCGGAAACAUACUGUCCCGACUUGGAGCUGCACGAGAUGUGGUGAUCGCAUCUGCAACUUGCCGGAAGUGGCGAGAGGCUUGGCAGAAUCACCUACACACUCUUUCAUUUAAUUCCAAUGAUUGGCCUGUUUACCAUGAUCUCACAACUAGUCGAUUGGAAAUUCUUAUAACUGAAACAAUAUUCCAAACAUCGAGAUUAGAGUAUUUGUCAAUUUGUAUGGAUGAUGUUGAUGAGUUCUCAGCUGCUUCGGUGAUUGCCUGGCUCAUGUAUACUAGGGAAACCUUGCGACAGCUAUACUAUAAUGUGAGGACCACCCCAAGCAUUAACAUACUUGAAAAAUGCAGUAGGCAAAAGCUUGAAGUCUUGGAUUUGGCUCAAAAUUCUAUUACGGGUGUUGAACCCAGUUAUCAGAAAUUUCCCUGCUUGAAAUCCCUUUCACUGAGAAAUGUUAGUAUUUCUGCAUUGGACCUAAAUCUUCUUCUCACUGCCUGCCCAAAAAUUGAGGUCUUGGUCCUUAUCAACCUGGAUAUUGCGCUGUCAGAUGCAACAGCCACAAUGGAGCUGGCCAGUCCCUCAUUGAAGGAUAUCUAUGUCGAAGCAAUCAGUAUGGAUAAGUUUACGUUGGAGGCUGAUAACCUUGAGAAUUUGGACUUGAAAGAUUGUACUCUUGAUGUUUUUGAGCUUAUUGGAAAGGGAGCCUUGAGGAUUCUCAAGAUUGACGAUGUUAGUGUGAUCCAUCUCGACAUUGGUGAGAGUACUGAAAAUCUUGAGGUUGUGGAUGUUAGCAACUUCACAAUCAUGUGGCCAAAGUUUUACCAUAUGAUCUCAAGAUCAUCCAAAUUGAAGAGGCUUCGGCUUUGGGGUGUUGUGUUUGAUGAUGAGGAUGAAGUUGUGGAUUUGGAGGCAAUUUCUGUUUGCUUCCCACGGUUAACCCAUGUAUCCUUAAGUUAUGAUCUGAGAGAUGGAGAUCUAAGAGAUGGUUAUGGCUUGCAGGGGUCAACUCAUUUGGAGAAUGUGGUUGUCUUGGAACUUGGAUGGACAGUAAUGAGCUAUCUCUUUUCACCUUGGGUAGCUGGACUCGUAGACAGAUGCCCCAAUCUUAAGAAAUUGAUCAUUUUUGGGAUUAUUUCAGAGGUUAAAACUCAUGAAGAAUGUUUGAUUUUAGCGAAUUUCACUUCAUCCAUUGUUUGGCUCAUGAGGAAAUAUUUGCAUGUAGAGGUUCAGUUUGAAUAUGAAUAGUUCUGCAAAAUUCUUUUGAGAAUAUACAGGUUUUUGUCAAGCAUGACUUGCACAAGCAGGUAAAUGAUGCUCCAUGAGGAUUCCGUCACCCUUAUUUUUCCUUUUCUAUUUUCUGGAAUGUCUUCCUUUUCUGCCUGGAUAAAUUAGUAAUGUUGAGCAAGUGUAAAUUUUUUUGGUUCUGUGUAAAAGGGAACAAUAUUUUGCUCUGAUUUCUUGUUCUAUUUUCUUGUGUUAUGCCUCAUGCUUUUCUUUUUUCUUGUUCUUA